Striga hermonthica is the source of this 1410-nucleotide messenger RNA. NCBI's taxonomy places the organism in Eukaryota, Viridiplantae, Streptophyta, Magnoliopsida, Lamiales, Orobanchaceae. The record is from the annotation of a GenBank genome assembly.
AUGGCCUCGAUCGACAGGCUGAGCGACUUGCCCGACGAAAUCAUCUCUCACAUCCUUUCAUUUCUCCCCAUCAAAACCUCCGUCUCUACCAGCACCCUCGCCGCAAGAUGGAGGUUUCUAUGGGCUUAUGCCCCUAACAUACAAAUCGUUAAUUUCGCUCAUAGAGACGUCCUGAGAAUUUUUCUGCCACAAUGUGAAGCGCACGGCCUGAACACACUUCGCAUCCUUGGGGAUAUCUACUUCGAUUGGGAACUUGAGAGGUUUCUCGGGAGUGCCGUUGCGUGCAAGAUGAAAACUCUCGAAAUUACUCAAACGUAUGACUAUAGUUUUUUGCCCCCUUGUGUGCUUGCCUCCCAAACCUUAGUUGAUUUGAAGCUCAGUCGUUUCUUUAUUAAGAUGAAGAAUGUCACCGUUUGUUUACCAGCCCUCAAGAGGCUUCAUGUUACAACUGUUAGGCUCCACGGCUCGAUCGAAAACCUGAUUUCCGGUUGUCCGGUGCUUGAAGAGUUCACCGGUUUCGGAUGUUACGAAGAUGUGGAAUCCCAUUGCAUAUCUUCGUCCACUAUGAAGAAGUUGGUCCUCGAUUCUCACUUCCGUUACAAGUUGAAGAUAGACACUCCUGUGCUUAAUUAUCUAUUACUACAGUAUGAUAUCCCCCAUCAUUUCUCGGUUGGGUCGAUGGAUUCCUUAAUUGAAGCACACAUUGUUGUUGAUCGAGUCGAGCGAAUUGUGAAAGACGAUCUUUAUUCUCAUUCUCUGCUAGAAUUUUUGGGUAGGUUCUCUAAUGUUAAAAAAAUGACCUUAUGUGCUUGGCCUUGCAGUUUGGGGAAGGUACCUGACUUUACCCCUGUUGAUUUGAACAUAAAGUUUCACAAUUUAACUAAACUCACGGUGAAAGGUGAUUGGCGUUUCAUCUCAUAUUUCGUGGAGAAGGCUAACAUGUUUGAAGUCCUUAAUGUCAUACAAUGUCUAGAACCGAAUUGUGAGAUGGAACCCAUCCAGUUGCCUAUGGCUACUUCAAUCAUGAAGCUUCACAAUUUAAUAAAACUCGAACUGCAAGUCGAUUGGUGGUUACUAACAUAUAUCCUAGAGAAGGCUGACAAACUUAAAGUCCUUAUUAUCCGCAAUGUUUAUUUUAAGCAGAAGCGAAAACGCUGGUUGGCGGCGCCCCUCCAAGUGCCUAAUUGCCUUUCAUCACAUCUUAAAAUAGUAGAAAUUCAUGAAUUGAAUGGUACAGAGCAUGAACUCGACAUGGUUAGAUAUCUCUUAAAGAAUGCCAAAGUCCUGGAGAGGAUGGAACUACAUUGCUUAGCAGAAUCGAUUGGUAGAAUUUCAUCAUUUGAUCGAGGAUCUGAUAAAUGUGAGAUUGUCUUCAACGAAUAUCUGGAAUCGGACUCGGACGAUGACUGA